AUACUUUACAGAAGAGAGAGAGAGAGAGGAGAGAGAGGAGAGAGAGUGCGUGUACAGUGUUGAAUUUUGAUUCGGCGCUUAUUGAAGAAAGUAGGAGGGGGGCUCUAACAAUUUCACAGCGUGUGAACGAAAAGAAAUUCAUUUGCCAUUCUUUUUCUGUUUAUCCCCGUUAAUGGUGGCUGAAGUUUCAACCAAUCGUUUCGUUUUCCGAUUAUUACUCCUCUUCCAAUCGAUAAUUUUAUCCGUCUAACUUCUUAUAUGGGCUCAAAUCAACAUCACCACCACACUACCGCCGGCGAUGGCGUUCCUCAGCGCCUUAACAGUCCUAGAUUCUCCGGCCCAAUGACUCGUCGCGCCCAAUCUUUCAAACGCACCACCAACAAUAACACCACCAACAACACCACCAACAACAGCAAUCAAACCAAUCCAAAUAACAAUACCCACCAUGAGAUCGAUCUGCAACUCAACUCUCCCAGAUCGGAAUUUGCCAAUAACGCCAAUUCUGCUGAUGGGCAGAUAAACAAUCAUUAUCCUCAUCAUAAUCAUGUCACUCAGAGGACUCACUUAAAGAGGCCUCUUGGGUUUGGAUCUGUUGGAGCUGUGGAGUUGGGAUUUGUCUUGACAGAGAAGAAGAAGAAGUUGGGGCAUUGGAUGUUCUUUGUCUUCUGUGGUGUCUGCUUAUUUCUUGGUGUACUCAAGAUCUCUGCUAACGGCUGGUUCGGGUCUACAAUUGAAAAUUUUGAGUCCAGUCAGGAUAUAAAAGAUCCUUUCGGGGAUAGAAUGGAAGUUAUGGAUCGGACCUUGCACAAGCAUGUUUAUAGCGAAGAAAAUGAAGUGGAAAGGAGUCUCAUUGUAGUUGCUUCAGAUAAUGGUCAAUCUCAUAACAUCACGGCUCGUCUUUCAGGUAUUUGGUCCAAACCCAACAGUGAGAAUUUCACUCAAUGUAUCAAUCAUCCAAAAAGACAGAAAAAACUAGAUGCUAAGACAAAUGGGUAUCUUUUGAUAAAUGCUAAUGGUGGAUUGAAUCAAAUGCGUUUUGGGAUAUGUGAUAUGGUUGCUGUAGCUAAAAUCAUGAAGGCAACCCUUGUCCUUCCUUCCCUGGAUCAUACAUCAUAUUGGGCUGAUGAAAGCGGAUUUAAAGAUCUGUUUGACUGGCGACAUUUUGUUGAGGCACUUGCAGAUGAUAUCCACAUAGUUGAUACACUACCUCCAAACUUUUCUGAAAUCGAGCCUCUCACGAAGACACCUAUAUCUUGGUCUAAGUCCAGUUACUAUAAAACAGAGAUCCUCCCACUUUUGAAGCAACACAAAGUGAUGUAUUUUACUCACACAGAUUCUCGACUUGCCAACAAUGAACUCCCGGGCUCCAUACAGAAGCUCCGAUGUCAUGCAAACUAUCGAGCACUAAAGUAUUCGAAACAAAUAGAAGAAGUUGGAGAGAUCUUUAUUUCAAGAAUGAGAGAUAAUGGAGGCCCUUACCUUGCUCUCCAUUUAAGGUAUGAGAAGGAUAUGCUAGCUUUUACAGGCUGCAGCCAUAACUUGACUGUCGAAGAAGAUGAAGAACUUCGAAGGAUGAGAUAUGAGGUCAGUCAUUGGAAAGAGAAAGAGAUUGAUGGAGUGGAAAGAAGGAAGCUUGGCGGUUGUCCUUUGACUCCAAGGGAGACCGCUGUUUUGCUCAAGGCACUUGGUUUUACUUCUGAAACUAGAAUUUACUUGGUUGCUGGGGAAGCCUAUGGAAACGGUAGCAUGCAGUACUUAACCGAAGAAUUCCCAAACAUCUUCUCUCAUUCAACCUUAGCAAUGAAUGAUGAACUUCAAUCCUUUCGGAAUCACCAGAAUAUGCUAGCCGGUUUAGACUAUGUUGUUGCUCUUGAGAGCGAUGUUUUCGUGUAUACUUAUGAUGGAAAUAUGGCCAAGGCUGUUCAAGGUCAUAGGAGGUUUGAGGACUUUAAGAAAACUAUCAACCCAGACAGGGGUAAUUUUGUAAAACUAGUGGAUGAUUUGGAUGAAGGAAAGAUUUCAUGGAAGAAGUUCACCUCAAAAGUGAAGAAGCUUCAUAAAGACAGAGUGGGAGCUCCAUAUAUGAGGGAAGCUGGUGAAUUUCCGAAGCUGGAAGAGAGUUUUUACGCGAAUCCCUUACCAGGCUGUAUUUGUGAAACGACAGUGUAAGAAUAUGCCCGUUUUGGACAGUUUUUUUAUCGAAAAUUCUCAGUGAACAUGGAAGAGUUGGCUGAGUGACUGGCUAAACUAAGUGCAUAUAAAAGAGGACCAUAAAAAGAGAACCGGUGGUUUGGUGAGAUUGACUGAGCCAUAUAUUGAUUGAUACUGGAAUUCAAUAUGGUUUCCACUUUUUGCACUUUAUUCAAUGAAUACAUAAAAGAAACUUACAGAUGGGAUUAUACUUUGAAUUUGUAUUAUUUUAUAGAAGAAAGUUAGAGUCUUGACAAACCAUUUGCUUAGAAUUGUUCAUCUAUUAUAUCUAUAACUUCUUUCCUUUUGGUUCAUUUGUAUCAUUUGCAUUGUAGGAGAAAACAUAUUCUUUCCCUUAUUAAUAACAAAGCUUUUAUCAAAGUUCUUUUAUU
Impatiens glandulifera is the source of this 2582-nucleotide messenger RNA. Its product is annotated as O-fucosyltransferase 35. Gene Ontology annotation, cellular component: cytoplasm; Golgi apparatus; chloroplast. The transcript is spliced from 9 exons. Lineage: Eukaryota; Viridiplantae; Streptophyta; Magnoliopsida; Ericales; Balsaminaceae. The record is from RefSeq and is a predicted model, not a curated record. Bases 259 to 2169 code for a protein of 636 amino acids.